This is a messenger RNA of Salarias fasciatus (jewelled blenny), 798 nucleotides long. RefSeq names its product trypsin. Gene Ontology annotation, molecular function: serine-type endopeptidase activity. NCBI's taxonomy places the organism in Eukaryota, Metazoa, Chordata, Actinopteri, Blenniiformes, Blenniidae. The record is from RefSeq and is a predicted model, not a curated record. Bases 1 to 798 code for a protein of 265 amino acids. Gene Ontology annotation, biological process: proteolysis. The transcript is spliced from 5 exons.
AUGAUGAACAUGCCUGUGUGUCUCUGCUGCUUGCUCCUGGGCUUCAUGGCAGUCCACAGCCGGGUCCUCACGCAGAGUCGCAUCGUCGGUGGUCAUCCCGCGGCGCCAAACUCCAUCAGAUACAUCGUGUCACUGCAGAGUACGAGUGGUCAACACUUCUGCGGCGGAUCGCUGGUUCACCGAUACUGGGUGCUGACCGCAGCACACUGUAACAUCGGGGCAGAGCGGAUGAUGAUAGUGGCCGGCGACCACAGAGUAAACGUCUUCGAGGGCACUGAGCAGUACGCGAAGCCCCACAGGCUGGUCACCCAUCCGCUGUACAACAGCAGCACCAACAAUAACGACAUCAUGCUCAUUAAGUUGCGGGCUCCGAUGGUCCUGAACAAACACGUGGCCCUGGUUGCUCUUCCAAGGCAGGGGACGGGUGUGAUCGAGGGCCACGUGUGCCGGGUGUCCGGGUGGGGAUACAGUAGUUGGGGUGGAUCCCAGGUCCCCGCAACACUGAGGACGGUCACGGUCCCCAUCGUUUCACCGGCACGUUGCAACAGCAGCGACUCCUUCAACGGUAAUAUCACAGCAAACAUGAUGUGUGCCGGGUACAGGACAGGAGGAAAAGACGCAUGCAAGGGAGACUCUGGCGGCCCGCUGGUUUGCGGGGGACGGGUGUUUGGCGUGGUCUCCUGGGGCAACGGGUGUGGUGAUUCUCAGUUUCCUGGCGUCUACACGGCCGUCUCCAGAUUUCGCCGGUGGAUUGAUCACACUAUCUACGGACUGUACAUGCGAUGUUCCAAAUACUGA